Molecule: messenger RNA, 3731 nt
Organism: Rana temporaria (common frog)
Lineage: Eukaryota; Metazoa; Chordata; Amphibia; Anura; Ranidae
Gene: SEPSECS
Product: Sep (O-phosphoserine) tRNA:Sec (selenocysteine) tRNA synthase
Exons: 10
Coding region: 129-1643 (504 amino acids)
Biological process (GO): selenocysteine incorporation; conversion of seryl-tRNAsec to selenocys-tRNAsec
Molecular function (GO): tRNA binding; O-phosphoseryl-tRNA(Sec) selenium transferase activity
Source: RefSeq, a predicted model, not a curated record
GAACUCGAUUGGCACAUCCUGGAGCUUCUCCCUCGCCCAUUGGCUGCGUUGGUCAUGGUAGGCGGUGUUUGUCGUAGCUGUAUCACGCUGUGACCUAAGGCACCGUGUCAGUCCUCUCUUCCGCCGUCAUGAACGGGGAGAGUUUUACCGCUGGAGAGCAGCUGGUCUCCCCGGCCUACGUCCGCCAGGGCCGGGAGGCGAGGCGCAGCCAUGAGCAGCUCAUAAGACUUUUGCUGGAGAAGGGGAAAUGUCCACAAGAAGCUUGGGAUGAAAGCACCAUUGAACUUUUUCUGCAGGAGUUGGCUGUGAUGGACAGCAAUAAUUUCCUUGGCAAUUGUGGUGUUGGAGAACGUGAGGGAAGAGUUGCGAGCAGCAUGGUCGCCCGUCGUCAUUAUCGACUCAUCCAUGGGAUCGGAAGAUCAGGAGACGUCGCUGCCGUACAACCCAAAGCUGCGGGCUCCAGUCUGUUGAAUAAGCUAACCAAUUCAGUGGUGCUGGAUGUUCUAAAAAUUGCAGGUGUGCGAGCCGCAACAAGCUGCUUUGUGGUCCCCAUGGCAACUGGGAUGAGCUUAACCCUGUGUUUCCUGACACUUCGGCAUAAAAGGCCAAAAGCAAAGUACAUCAUUUGGCCGCGAAUUGACCAGAAAUCUUGUUUCAAGUCGAUGAUCACUGCAGGUUUUGAGCCAGUAGUGAUUGAGAAUGUGCUGGAAGGAGAUGAGCUACGCACAGAUCUGAACAGUGUAGAAUCUCGAAUCCAGGAUCUUGGAGCAGAGAACAUCCUGUGUGUUCACUCCACCACAUCAUGCUUCGCUCCACGUGUGCCUGACAGGUUGGAAGAAUUGGCAGAGAUCUGUGCCAAGUAUGAUAUUCCACACAUUGUGAAUAAUGCCUACGGUGUUCAGUCUUCAAAGUGUAUGCAUCUUAUCCAGCAGGGAGCUCGGAAAGGAAGAAUAGAUGCUUUUGUGCAGAGCUUGGACAAGAAUUUCAUGGUUCCAGUAGGGGGAGCUGUUAUCGCUGGUUUCAGCAAUUCUUUUCUGGAGGAAAUUAGCAAAAUGUACCCAGGGAGAGCAUCUGCCUCUCCAUCUCUGGAUGUCCUAAUAACACUGCUGUCACUUGGUGCAAGUGGAUAUAAGAAUCUCUUGACAGAAAGGAAGGAAAUGUUUACAUAUCUCUCCAGUGAAUUGAAGGCACUUGCAGAAAAGCACAAUGAAUGCUUACUAGAUACGCCACACAAUCCAAUUUCACUAGCUAUGUCUUUGAAGAAUCUGAAUGAUGAGGGCGGGACAGCCAUCACUCAGUUGGGAUCUAUGCUUUUCACAAGACAGGUGUCUGGGGCAAGGGUGGUGCCGCUUUGUUCUUCACAGACCGUUAAUGGGUACGUUUUUAAGGGUUUCAUGUCUCACAGCAACAACUAUCCAUGCGCUUACCUGAACGCAGCGUCUGCCAUCGGCAUUAAAAAGCGAGAUGUUGACAUAUUCAUCAAAAGACUGGACAAGUGCCUAAGGCUGUGCAGGAAAGAGAAACAUUUAGGAGCUGAAACGGCGGGUGAUCUGCAGGCAACAAAGGAGGAUGUCGCGGAGUUAACACAGCAGCUCGCAGAAUCUUUACAAGUGGAAGCCGAGGAUCAGCCGCUAUUGACUUAACACGAUAAGGAUUAUUUAUAAGCUGAAGAACAUUUCUUUAAACUGCAAUGCAGUUGACUGUGCCCACGCUUGUACUUAAUCAUACAUACACAAAAUGCAGGGAAUAUUUAUGGUUGAAAUUGGUUUGCAGCCAAUAUAAUAAACCUGAGAUUUUUUUUUAUCAACACAUGCAGAAAUAUUUUAGACAUAUUUGCAACAAAUGUGACAUUGAACUUGCAACAUCUUUCCUCUUUUGUAAUCCACACACUGAUACUGGCCUGAGGUAUUUCUAAAGUGAACCUGUAGUUCUAUCCUAUUGGGCUCCCCCCCCCCCCCAUUCUUCUGUUAAAAGUAACAGGGGCCCCUUCCCCUGGCCAAAAGUUACUGAGGACAAAGAUUUAUCCGUUCCUUUUCUCUGUAGCCUCAGCUGAACAGAUGAAUGAAUAGGAAGUGCUCCAAGGCUUCCUGCUCAUUCACUAACUAGCAUAGUAAACAGCGUUUACUAUAUUUCAGAGUGACACAUGACAUGGACACAGGGUGAUUGGUAGCAAUCGCUCACUGUGUUAAUUCAGGAAUGGAAGGUAAAUUAUUUAUUUACGGCCCCUUCCCCCCCCCCCCCCCACACUCUCUAUACCAAAACACACACAUACACCCCCCCCCCCCCCCGUGUGCCUGCAGCAGCUGCCAGCAGGGGAGGAGGGAAGCCAUAAACUCUGCAGGGAAAAGGGGCACGUGGGAGCCCAGAUAGCAGAUGGAAGGGGGGCACGUGCUAGAACCAAUCCCUCUGCAGUGCAGCCGGAGGGAGAAAGAAGAGCAGAAGAUGGCAGUGUGCUGCAAAGGGAGGCAGAAGAGGAUUGGUGUCUGCUAUCGGACAGUACAGCUCACCCUCCUGCCGGGCCACCCUUUUGAACUGAUGGGGUCUGGUCCCAGUACAGGAGGGCUGGCUGUACUGCGUUAUCAGAGGCCCUGACACUCCUCUUUAACCAGACCUCUGCCGACUUAACAGCCCAACCAUUGGCUGUGAAAUGCCUGAACCACUACUGCCUGUUAAAAUUCUGGUAUUUGACAGCUGAAUGACAGUGGGUGAGGCUUAAUUCAACUUUAGCAGAAGCUGAUGCCCUACAUCUAGGUCCUAGGAUUUUUUUCCUCUUUUUUUUGCAUUGCACCGGGCAUCAGUGGAACACGGGUACAUCAUUUUCUGCCCAUACCUCCUGUAUGGGCUUUCAGUUGAAAAGCUGGAGAAAGUAUCAAUGAACUACAAGUACAGGACUUGUAGUAUAUUCAUUCACAGAUUUCUGUGAAAGGGCAGAUGUGCGGUUUGGAGACCCUGCGAACCCCUGCGCACAAGCAGGGAGUGCUUGGAAACAUGUUGCACCCUAAAUUCUGAUGUAACAUGUUUCUAAAGGCGUACUAAUACCUAGUACACAAUGAGAACAUCGGACAACUGUCCAUUAACCUGAUCAUCAUUACACCGCAGAGAGCAGAUUAAAAAUGUUUCCCGUACAGUACCAGAACAAAUGAUUUUUGUUUUAAUUAGUAUAGUAUUUGUACGAAAAAGAUUUGUGGGACUAAGACCAUGCAUGCGUGGAAACGAAAGAACACAAUACAUUACAUCACUUCCGAAGUUGUAUUCUGUCGUAUGAGAAUUUUUGUAACUUUAGUAACCUAUUGAUUUUCGAUAUGAGACUAACAUGCAAAAAAAAAAAAUGGAUGAUCAUUUGUCCGAUAUUUUUAUUGUGCAUACUAGGCAUUAGACUUUAAUUUUCACACUGUGUGAGACAAGUCAACUGUGGAUGAUAUAGCACUUAUAGGAAGCAUUCUGCAAUUGCUUUUGACCAAUUUUUUUUUUUUCAUCCAUUGCACAACUUUCACUGAUGACACCACCAAUGUAGCCAAGAUAUGUCUAUUGUCCUGAUAUACUCGUGAGAUGCUGAAAGAACGGUGUGCCUAGGCGCAGUCGCUUGUAAAGAUGUGCUCUGCUGCUUAAAAUUGGAACUUCUAAUUGGAAAUUAUUUCGUAAAGCAUGUUUGUUGGUUUGUUUUGUUUUGUUUUUUUUCCCCCCUUCCAAUGAUUUGCUUUCUCAUAUUAAAUGAUGUUGGGGUCCUUUUA